This is a messenger RNA of Arachis duranensis, 2613 nucleotides long. Its product is annotated as protein NPG1-like. Lineage: Eukaryota; Viridiplantae; Streptophyta; Magnoliopsida; Fabales; Fabaceae. Gene Ontology annotation, molecular function: protein binding. Bases 209 to 2278 code for a protein of 689 amino acids. The record is from RefSeq and is a predicted model, not a curated record. The transcript is spliced from 6 exons.
UUCGUUCUCUCUCACAACAAAAGACAAAACAAAACUAAGCCAGCUCCUCUUCCCUUGGAACACAUUUUUGAUCAAAUCUCAACAAAACAACAAACAACAAAGUCCAAUUCCGAAGGAACCCAAGAUCGCGUUUCAGAAAACAUUGUAGCAUUUUUUCCUCAACCUUCUUCCUAACCCGCAUUGGUUUGUUCUUUUUCGGAAAUGAUUGAUGGAGUCUGGUGAGAGUGGGGGUUCGUCGGUUCGAGAGGUGCGUGCAAAUGGAAACAGCAUUAAAACAUCAGAAGUUGAGGCUAAGCUUGAUGAAGGGAAUAUUCAAGAAGCAGAAUCAGCAUUGCGAGAAGGCUUGUCUCUCAAUUUUGAGGAAGCAAGAGCUCUUCUUGGAAAGCUAGAGUAUCAACGAGGUAAUGUCGAAGGGGCUCUUCGUGUGUUUGAUGGGAUAGAUCUUCAAGCAGCCAUACAGCGAUUGCAAUCUUCCCUUUCUGAUAAACCAGCCAAGAAAGGAGGUGGCUCAACUUCCACGAGCUCUCAGCAUGCUGCUAGUUUGGUGCUCGAAGCCAUCUUCUUAAAAUCCAAGUCUCUACAAAAGCUGGGAAAGUUCAAUGAUGCUGCUAGUGAGUGCAAGCGUGUACUUGAUGCUGUUGAAAAGAUAUUUUCUCAAGGUAUACCUGAUGCUCAAGUGGACAGUAAAUUGCAAGAGAUAGUCAGCCAUGCCGUAGAGCUCCUUCCAGAGCUUUGGAAAGAGGCCGGUUGCUAUCCCGAGGCAAUAUCUGCAUAUAGGAAUUCCCUUCUUAGUCAAUGGAACCUUGAUAAUGAUUGCUGUGCAAGAAUUCAGAAAGCAUUUGCUAUGUUUUUGCUGUACAGCGGCGUGGAGGCAAAUCCACCCAGUUUGGCAGUUCAGACUGAAGGGUCAUAUGUACCUAAAAAUAAUCUGGAAGAGGCGAUUCUGCUUCUAAUGAUUCUUGUGAGAAAGUUUUGUCUUGGAAAGACAAAAUGGGACCCCUCGGUAAUGGAACACCUGACAUUUGCACUUUCAGCAUGUGGCCAAACCUCUGUUUUAGCAAAACAACUUGAAGAGUUGAUUCCUGGUGUAUAUCAUCGUAUUGACCGUUGGAAUUCAUUAGCGCUGUCUCUCAGUGCAGCUGGACAAAGCAAAACUGCUUUGGAUCUGCUAAGAAAGUCUCUGCACCGACAUGAACGACCGAAUGACAUGAUAGCAUUAUUAUUGGCUGCUAGAAUUUGCAGUGAGGAUCCUCAUCUUGCUGCAGAGGGUGCAGGCUAUGCCCAGAGGGCAGUCAAUAACGCUCGGGGUCUAGACGAGCAUUUAAGAGGCGUAAGCCUUCGGAUGUUGGGACUUUGCCUGGGAAAGCAAGCUAAGGCUGCUUCCUCUGACUACGAGAGGUCUCAUCUUCAGGCCAAAGCUCUCCAAUCAUUGGACGAGGCAGCUAGAUUGGAGCAAAAGAAUUCUGAUCUAAUUUUUGAGUUAGCUGUUCAAUAUGCAGAGCACCGAAAUCUGCCUGCAGCUUUACGCUAUGCGAAGCAGUUCUUUGAUGAAACUGGUGGAUCUGUAUUGAAAGGAUGGAGAUUGCUGGCUCUAGUUUUGUCUGCACAGAAAAGAUUUUCAGAGGCUGAAGUGGUGACAGAUGCUGCUUUAGAUGAGACUGCAAAAUGGGAGCAAGGUCCACUUCUCAGGUUGAAAGCGAAGCUGAAGAUUUCCCAAUCACGACCCAUGGAUGCUAUUGAAACUUACCGAUACCUUCUUGCAUUGGUUCAAGCCCAGAGGAAAUCCUUUGGACCUCUCAGAAUUAGUUCACAGGUGGAUGACAAGGUAGACGAAUAUGAUGUCUGGCAUGGCCUCGCGAAUUUAUAUGCAAGCCUUUCUCACUGGAAGGAUGCUGAAAUAUGUUUGCAAAAGGCCAGAGAAUUAAAGGAGCACUCAGCAGCUACAGCGCACACUGAAGGUGUUAUGUUAGACGGCCGCGGACAAGAUCAAGAAGCUCUGGCCACUGCAACAAAUGCUACAGUGCUUGAAUCAAGCCAUGUUCCAAGCAAGAUAUUGAUGGGUUCUUUGAUGAUGAAAAUGGGUCCGAAAGCUUUGCCUGCUGCUAGAAGCCUUCUUACUGAUGCACUCAGAGUCGAACCAACAAAUCGUAUGGCUUGGUAUCACUUGGGACUGACACACAAGUCUGAUGGCCGAAUGGCCGAUGCUGCUGAUUGCUUCCAGGCAGCAUUCAUGCUUGAAGAAACAGAUCCCAUUGAAAGUUUCAGCACUUUGCUGUGAUUGCAUUCCGUCACUAAAUGCUAUAAUAUGCUUUCAUAUAUUCUCACCCCAUCAUUAUCAGUUUUGAAACUGUAUCCUAUUUCUUUUAACUCCUUUUUGUUAUGGAUUAUUCUCAUCACAAACUAGGUUCAAAGGGAAAAAAAAAAGAGAAAAAGAGGAUUGAAUUUAAAAAUUACUUAGGCGAAAAUAAGUUGAGGGAUAUUUGAUUAAUCCGGUGGUAGGAUGGAUGAAUUGUAAAGUACUUAGGGGAUAUUUUAAAGUUGUUCACUUUGUGCAGUCUUGUAAAUGUAUGAUGCUUAACCAAGAUUUAUCAUAUAUAUAAUUUUUUUUUUUCA